GUAAUAUAGAUUCCAGUAAGUCAUGCCUGCGCAGAAAGAAGACUGGGCAUGCGCAGACAAUAGCAAGUUCUCGUAUCAGUGAUAAGCACUUGUUACUGUACAGUUUUUAAGCAUGCUUUGAUGAUAUUUAGCUGCCUGAAUGUAAAUCCUACUUGAAAUUAGAUAUAGAAUAUUUUUAUCCAAACGAACGAUAUGGCAAUCUACAAUGAAUAUUCUGUGUUCAGAUACAUUGAAUUAGACGAUGCUAGAAACAUUGCGAAAUACGGAUCCAUUGUUCACAAGUCGAUUACAUACUUAGAUUUAAAUUUUGGUGAAUAUUCUACUUAUAAAAAAGAAAUGGCAGCUUUAAAAACUGAUUCGUCAAGAAAUUCUGAAGUUCGCUGUGAGCCAAAAGGAUUUACGAGAAACCAUGCGCUGCGUAGAAAAUCUGUGUGUCCUUCUUUAAAUUUGGAAUUGCCAUCUAAAUACACUUACCGUGUUCUACUGUACACUGAUAUGUGUUCAUGCUGUGUUGAAAGGGAUGACAAAAGCGUUUAUGUCGAUCGUUUUUACGUCGAUGAAAUCUGGUACAAAAGAACUUUUCAAAGGUUUGUAGUUCUGCAUGUUAAGCAAGCCGAAAGAAAAUUGGAUUCCUUAACAAAUUUUUUUGAGUUUAUUGACGAAGGAAGCUUUUAUGAAAGUGAAGAAGUUUUAAUUUUCCAUUACAUGAACAUUUUAUGCAUCGAAUGUUCUGAUAGAGUGAAAGGUGUUUUUAUUGUUAUGAAUAUUGUAGGAUAUGAAGAUGAUCCGGAAAUAGUGAACGAAUAUUUCAUCUAUCCAAAUUACAUUUCAAACGAAAACAGUUUACCUCAACACAUUGAUUUUGGCGAAGAUAUUGUAUGGUUGUUAAUACGUUUGGCAUUAUAUAGAUUCGUACCAUUUGUUUUGAAACAUGGAAUUUCUUCCACGUCUAAACAGAUAGAUCUUGAUAUAUGUGAUAAGAGAAGAAACGACAGAAGAAGGCAUAGUCUUAUGCAUGAUAUUCGUCGCUUGCUUUAUUUUCAUGAAAAAAGUUCACAAAAUCCGGAAAUAACCGGUUAUCAUCGGUUGAUCCAUCUUACAGGCGAAGCUUUGACUCUACUGUGGCGCUCCACCCCUGAUGUUCUUCUGAGUAAAAAUGAAAUCGAAUCUUUUUCCAGAAAACAAUGCUGUCCUUCAAUAAUGUCAGACGAAAAAUUUCUUAGGUUGUACGAGAAAAUAGUUGGCGUCAUUCCUUCCAAUACUACGCCAAGGUCAUUGACUCAUUACAGCCGUUUAAUCAUCCGAAAAGCCAUGGCUCUUAAUCUGCAGUUGCCGGAUGGAAUCAGCAAAGUAGACCUACCUCUAAAUCUAAAAUCAUUUUUGAAUCUAGAAUGCUAAAUAGUAUAUAUUCAAUCCGUUGUGUAAAGAGAGAAGAAAAUAUGAUCAAACACUUGUAAAUUAUUUUCAACAGCUUUUA
Molecule: messenger RNA, 1477 nt
Organism: Argiope bruennichi
Lineage: Eukaryota; Metazoa; Arthropoda; Arachnida; Araneae; Araneidae
Exons: 2
Coding region: 193-1398 (401 amino acids)
Source: RefSeq, a predicted model, not a curated record